GGAGGAGAGGGAGAGGAAGAGGAGAGGGAGAGAGAAAGAGAGGAGAGAAGGAGAGGGGAGGAGAGGGAGAGGAAGGGAGAGGGAGAGAGAAAGAGAGGAGAGAAGGAGAGGGGAGGAGAGGGAGAGGAAGAGGGAGAGGGAGAGGGAAGAGGAGAGGGAGAGGGGGAGGAGAGGGAGAGGAAGAGGGAGAGGAAGAGGAGAGGAGAGGGAGAGGAAGAGGGGAGAGAGGGAGAGGAAGAAGAGGGAGAGGGAGAGGGAGAGGAGAGGGAGAGGGGAGGAGAGGAGAGAAGAGGAAGAGGGAGAGGAGAGGAAGAGGGGAGGAGAGGGAGAGGAAGAGGAGAGGGAGAGGAAGAGGAGAGGGAAGGAAGAGGAGAGGGGGAGAGAAAGAGAGGAGAGAAGGAGAGGGGAGGAGAGGGAGAGGAAGAGGAGAGGGAGAGGGAGGAGAGGGAGAGGGAGGGAGAGGGAGAGGAGAGGGGAGGGGAGGAGGGAGAGGAAGAGGGGAGGAGAGGGAGAGGAAGAGGAGAGGGAGAGGAGAGGAGAGGGAGAGGAAGAGGAGAGGGAGAGGGGAGGAGAGGGAGAGGAAGAGGAGAGGGAGAGGAAGGAGAGGGAGAGGAAGAGGAGAGGGAGAGGGGAGGAGAGGGAGAGGAAGAGGAGAGGGAGAGGAAGAGGGGAGGAGAGGGAGAGGAAGAGGGGAGGAGAGGGAGAGGAAGAGGAAGAGGAGAGGGAGAGGGAGAGGAAGAGGGAGGGAGAGGAAGAGGAGAGGGAGAGGAGAGGGGAGGAGAGGGAGAGGAAGAGGAGAGGAAGAGGAGAGGGAGAGGAAGAGGAGAGGGAGAGGGGAGGAGAGAAGGAGAGGAGAGGAGAGGGAGAGGAAGAGGAGAGGGAGAGGAAGAGGAGGGGAAGGGAGGAGAGGGAGAGGAAGAGGGAGGGAGAGGGGGGAGAGGGAGAGGAAGAGGAGAGGGAGAGGGGGAGGGAGAGGAAGAGGGAGGGAGAGGAAGAGGAGAGGGAGAGGAAGAGGAGAGGGGAGAGGAAGAAGGAGAGGGAGAGGAGAGGGGAGGAGAGGGAGAGGAAGAGGAGAGGAAGAGGAGAGGGAGAGGAAGAGGAGAGGGAGAGGGGAGGAGAGAAGGAGAGGAGAGGGAGGGAGGAAGAGGAGAGGGAGAGGAAGAGGAGAGGGAGAAGGGAGGAGAGGGAGAGGAAGAGGAGAGGGAGAGGGGAGGAGAGGGAUCUCAGAAAGACCCCAUGCUACUGGAGAAGAUCAUGAAUGUUCUGGACUCCAACAAAGACACGGAGGUGGACUUCAAUGAGUAA
Messenger RNA from Oncorhynchus tshawytscha (Chinook salmon), 1305 nucleotides. RefSeq names its product spore wall protein 2-like. The record is from RefSeq and is a predicted model, not a curated record. Lineage: Eukaryota; Metazoa; Chordata; Actinopteri; Salmoniformes; Salmonidae. Gene Ontology annotation, molecular function: calcium ion binding.